Molecule: messenger RNA, 216 nt
Organism: Bipolaris victoriae FI3
Lineage: Eukaryota; Fungi; Ascomycota; Dothideomycetes; Pleosporales; Pleosporaceae
Exons: 1
Source: RefSeq, a predicted model, not a curated record
UCUCCAAUCCGCAGCCAUCCCCACGCUACCUGCAUCUCCUACCCCAGACUUCUCCCUGACCACCCUGACCUCCCCCUACCCUACCCUACCCUUGCCCUCCACUCUGACGUCCUGCCGUCGCAUACAGCGGCUUCUGCCUCUCUCUCCUCUGCUCUUCUCACUCCUGCUUUCAUCAUCCACCUGACUCGUCUCUUCUCAGCAAACUUUGGGGGAUGA